This is a messenger RNA of Cornus florida, 1058 nucleotides long. RefSeq names its product elongation factor 1-delta-like. The transcript has 8 exons. The coding region runs from base 161 to 859 and encodes 232 amino acids. Gene Ontology annotation, molecular function: translation elongation factor activity; guanyl-nucleotide exchange factor activity. Gene Ontology annotation, cellular component: eukaryotic translation elongation factor 1 complex; cytosol. Lineage: Eukaryota; Viridiplantae; Streptophyta; Magnoliopsida; Cornales; Cornaceae. Gene Ontology annotation, biological process: translational elongation. The record is from RefSeq and is a predicted model, not a curated record.
CUUAACACCUUCCCAAUAUAAAAGCCCCCCGACAGCUUAGAAGAGAGAUACACAGUCAGAUUGUCAUUUUCUCGCCCUAAAGACACAGAGCCAUCGCCGGCGAUAGCGAAGGAGAUCGAUUAAAGCUUGAAGCAGAUAGACUCUGGUUAAUUAUUUACCAAUGGCUGUCACAUUCUACAAUCUCAGCUCGGAGUCUGGUCUCAAGAAGCUCGACGAGUACCUCCUUUCACGUAGUUACAUCACGGGGUAUCUAGCUUCAAAGGAUGAUAUCACUGUGCAUGCAGCUCUUUCUAAGCCUCCAUCAUCUGAAUAUGUGAAUGUGUCUCGGUGGUUUCACCACAUUGAAGCCCUUUUGAGGAUUUCUGGUGUUUCUGGUGAAGGUUGCGGUGUCACUGUAGAGAGGUCAGCUCCUAUCACUGAGGAAGCUGUCGCAACUCCUGCUGCUGUUGAUACUAAGGCCUCAGCUGCUGAGGAUGACGAUGAUGAUGAUGUGGAUCUCUUUGGUGAAGAGACUGAAGAGGAAAAGAAGGCUGCUGAGGAACGUGCAGCUGCUGUGAAGGCAUCUGGAAAAAAGAAAGAAUCUGGAAAGUCGUCAAUUCUGUUGGAUGUGAAGCCAUGGGAUGAUGAGACUGACAUGAAAAAGCUCGAGGAAGCUGUUAGAAGUAUUGAGAUGGAAGGAUUGACUUGGGGAGCAUCCAAACUCGUACCUGUUGGAUAUGGUAUAAAGAAAUUGCAGAUUAUGAUGACCAUUGUGGAUGACUUGGUGUCUGUUGACAGUCUCAUCGAGGAAAAACUCACAGUUGAGCCGAUCGAUGAGUUUGUCCAGAGCUGCGAUAUUGUGGCCUUCAAUAAAAUAUAAAUCGAAAGCUUGUUGGAGUUUUGCUCGAAAUCGGUGCAGGAGAGGUUCGUGCUAGUGAAGAUUCUGUUUACGCAUGACUGAUUUUAAGUCAUAAAUGUCCACUAUAUUCCUAUGUUUUCUUUCUCCAAGACUUUGGUAUCAAGAGUAUCAGUUACUCCCUUUUGGAUUCCUAUUUAAAUUAAUGCUUUUGUUGAAGUUA